Pungitius pungitius (ninespine stickleback) is the source of this 1057-nucleotide messenger RNA. RefSeq names its product gastrin-releasing peptide (gene grp). The record is from RefSeq and is a predicted model, not a curated record. The transcript has 3 exons. Gene Ontology annotation, biological process: neuropeptide signaling pathway. Bases 85 to 504 code for a protein of 139 amino acids. Lineage: Eukaryota; Metazoa; Chordata; Actinopteri; Perciformes; Gasterosteidae. Gene Ontology annotation, molecular function: neuropeptide hormone activity.
CUAUGGUGCGUAUUUGCUGAAGUUAGACCAAGCUGAAUAACUGCACCUGCAGGGACUUAAAACCCUGCCACUCAGUCCGACAUCAUGGGCGCAGUGUGCGGAUGCGCGUGGUCGUGCAGACCGAUGUGGCGGCUUUUUAUCCUCCUGGCCACAGUGCCGUGCGUGUUGCUCUCUUCGGGGAGUCCUGCAACAGUGGUUGGCAAAGUGUAUCCACGCGGAAAACACUGGGCAGUAGGUCACUUGAUGGGAAAGAAGAGCACGGAGAACCUUCCCCUGUCGCGGCAGACAAACCCCGACAGUCACUACCUCCACCUCCGCGGGACACCCGGGGCCACGCAGCACCUGAUGGAGGCUGCGAUGCCACAGAGGGGCCAGAAGCACACGAUGCCCCGGACCGCGAGCCUGCUGCUGCGCCUGCGCGAAGAGGAAAGAGACAAGUAUCUCAGCGAGAUGUCUGACCUGCUUCUUCUGGCUCUGGAGCUGCGAGACCAUGAAUCCACCUGAAUGCAAGUGCGGAGUGUCUUCAUCGCCUACUAAACAUCUGUAAUCACAUAUUUUAAUAUUUAAUGAAUAUGUAAUAAUAAUAAAUAUGUAAUUAAACAACUAUCAUAUGCAUCAUGCAGUUUGAUAACAGACAAACAUUAAAAAAAGGUGAUGUUUUAUGAACUGGGGAGGUUUAAUGAAUGUAACGUUGUGGAUGUUUCAUCAUGGUUUGCAUUUCUUUUUACCUCCCAUUCAGUGUUUUUGUUCUAAAAAAAAAAAAAUGCUUCUGAAGCUCAUUCCACCCGUACAGUACCCGGUUUGUACCACCAGACGGCGCACAACACCCGAUGGGACUUCAAAAAAGAUUAAUUUUGUUAUUCAGAACCAUUUAUUACCCAGCAUGUCGCACAAACUGGGAAUAUUACUUUACCAGUAAAGACAAUAUUACUUACCGAAUAAGUGAGCUUUGAUGCUUCUUUUGUCUCAUCCUCCAGAGUAAACACUAACAGUAGAAUAGCUGACUAUUACCAGCCCUCAUGUGGUUUGAGACAAUAGGAAAUGCUAAUUGAAACUA